Messenger RNA from Ochlerotatus camptorhynchus, 4129 nucleotides. RefSeq names its product Ultrabithorax (gene Ubx). Gene Ontology annotation, cellular component: nucleus. Gene Ontology annotation, biological process: anterior/posterior pattern specification; negative regulation of transcription by RNA polymerase II. The transcript has 3 exons. NCBI's taxonomy places the organism in Eukaryota, Metazoa, Arthropoda, Insecta, Diptera, Culicidae. The record is from RefSeq and is a predicted model, not a curated record. Bases 1082 to 2056 code for a protein of 324 amino acids. Gene Ontology annotation, molecular function: DNA-binding transcription factor activity, RNA polymerase II-specific; RNA polymerase II cis-regulatory region sequence-specific DNA binding.
GUGUUUUGCUAUCAGCCAGAGCUGUUCGAGUAGAAUUCGAGUGCCUCCACCCAGCCACCCCUCGAUGUGACUCACUCGUUCGCAAGCGCGCAAUGUAUUUCGAGCGUUUUGGGUUCAAGUUGCUGUGCUGUUGCUGCCGUGUUUUUCGUCUGUGUUGUGGCUCACUCACUCACUCACUCACUCACAGCACACGGAAUCUGUUUUGUUGGCCUGGCGCUCCUGCACCUACUCUCUGCCAUCGGAGAAUCGGUUCGAGUUCGAGUUCGAGCGGUACACACUUUGGGUCUGCUCCGCGCUGCUGUUGGCUUGCGAAAAGCGAGAUAUUGAUAGUUUCGGCAUUGUCGUAUCAAAAUAAAGUGAACAUUCGUUUGAAGGCAACCGUUUAGACAAGGCGCGUUUUAUUUUUAUUGUUAUUAAUAUUAUUAUUGCGCUCCUCUCGAAUACAGACCAAUAACAUCUUCAACUUUUAUUAGUAAUACUUCGAAAGUGUUUUGUGCAUAGUCCAUGCAAGUGGCGGAAAACGCAAAGUUGGAAAUUUUGCAGUUUUCCGUAUUUUGAAUAUUCUUCGCGUAUUUCCGGAAAAGUUUGUAAUUCACCUACUGCAUCAAGUGCGGGUGAUACGAGUGGUACGCGUUUCCAAUGCGGAAGUGUGAUCAGUAAAAAAUGAAAAUUCGUAAAAAGUUGUAACAUAGGUGACAAGUACUGCAAACAGAUAAACCAACUCUACGAUUGAGCAGAAGGAAAGUGACAGUGAACAUAAAACAAUUUCCAGGUGACGACAGCGCGUGAGAAAAAAAAAAAGAGUAACAGUUGAUAGUGUGGCCUGGGGAAAAAAAUAGUGAAGUGGCUCCAUUGCUGAUGAUGUCCAUGCAAUAUGUGUGUUGAGUGCACGAUAGUAGUGAUAUGAAUAUAAAUUGAUUCUAUGCCCUCCAUGCUGUUGGGUUGCUGACGAGAAGUCGAGACUUGCUCAAAUAAACGUUGAACUCAUAAAAAACAACAGACCAUCUCGCACUAACGAGGGGCGAGCAGAACUUUGUUUUACCCACGGAUUUGAAGGAAGGUAUCCAAAAUUCUGGCCAACAUGAAUUCGUAUUUUGAGCAAACUGGUUUCUACGGGCAUCCGCAUCAAGCGGCCGGAAUGAUGACCGCAACUGGUACCCACCACGAUCAGACAACUGCUGCUGCUGCGGCUGCAUACAGAGGCUUUCCACUGUCCCUUGGAAUGUCCCCCUAUACAAACCACCACCUACAUCAGAGCAGAUCUUCCCAAGAUUCACCAUACGAUGCCAGCUUACAGGCAGCAUGCAAGCAAAUUUACGAAGGUUCCUAUAGUACCAAGGAUUGUGGGAAAACGGGCGGCGGAAAUGGAACCACAGACACCACCAACGGCUACAAGGAUGUGUGGAACUCGACAAACACGAGUGCCACCAAUAGCAAUACCAACACAGCGACUGGCGGAAAUGUACCUGCACAGCAAAACAGUUCAGUUCCUGUACGACCCUCGGCAUGCACACCAGAUUCCCGCGUUGGAGGCUAUAUUGAUGCUUCUGGGGGAAGCCCCGUCAGUCGAACAGGUUCCACCGCUGCCACCGGUGUUACCGGAACGUGGAACACUAACCAAUGCACAUUGACCGGUUCGACCGGUGGCCAAACAGCGCCAACCACCGGUCUGCACCAGUCAAACCAUACAUUCUACCCCUGGAUGGCUAUAGCAGGUAAGAGAUACUCAGAAUCUCUUGCGGGCACACUUCUUCCAGACUGGAUAGGUGCCAACGGAUUGCGAAGACGAGGCCGACAAACUUACACCCGAUACCAAACGCUGGAGCUAGAGAAGGAGUUUCAUACCAACCACUACCUGACCCGCCGGCGCCGGAUUGAGAUGGCUCACGCACUGUGUUUGACGGAGCGGCAGAUCAAAAUCUGGUUCCAGAACCGGCGGAUGAAGCUGAAAAAGGAAAUCCAAGCCAUCAAGGAGCUCAACGAACAGGAAAAGCAAGCGCAAGCCCAAAAGGCCGCAGCGGCGGCGGCACAGGCAUCGUUGCACGAGCAAAACUAGGGGUUAGACCAUACCAAUCACAGUAGUUCUAGUAAUUAUUUAUAUUAACUUUAAUGAGUUCUAAUGUUUUCGGUUAGAGCAGCGAUAUAUUUUCGUCUUGAGACUAAAGUUGUUUUAGUUCUUUUUUAUUUUUAUUUUUUUAUUUUUAAACUGAUACGUUAUGUUUCAAUUUUAGUUCCCUUUCCAAUUACGACGAAAGUAAGCUUCGUUCUAGAUAAAUUAAUUUUGUAAAAAGAAAUGUUGCUAAAGAGAUUAAUUUAAACAACUACUAAAACGCUAGUGAAAGGUAUAUUUCCAAAAACAAAAAAAAAACCAACCCUCAAUGCAAGAGGUGCAAUGUUCCCUAGUUCGGGGACGUGUUGUAAAAAGUUUUGAGUAUAAGAAUGGGAGAAAGUUGUACAAAAAGAAGCUGGUAGAAACUAUUUUCGAAUCUCAAUCUAAACUCAGUCUACGGAAUACCCUUUGUGAUGUGGUAAUUGCAAUACAUAAGUAGAAUUAUCAGCAGUGAUCGAAAGUCGAAACAACUCAACCAUAAAAUGCAUACUUGCAACAAUCCGCUUUUGCUGAUGAUGUCAGAUUUCUUUUAAUUGUUUAUAUUUGCUUGAAAUAAGGUUAUUUUAAGCAAAAUUGUGCUGUUAUCUCGUCCUAUUUUGAACGAUUGAGUUGUAAAUAUGUUUUGAAAGCUUUACCGCCCCAAACCGUCUCUUUCCAAAUUCUUUACGUUUACAAAAGUGGAUAAAAUGCCAACGAUAUGUUCGACUAAAACGUACUUUACAAAUUUAAGAAUAACUGUCCACCUACCGUUUAAGUUUUCUCCUAUCCAGAAAAGACUAACGAAUAACAACAGAGAUACGUAACUUUUUUGUGAAAUGUCAAACCCAUUCAAAUGGUAUCAAUAAUUAUCCGGUUGGUUGACCCAAAUUCUGAGCAAACGAAUGCUGUAGUAAUAUAUUGUUCAUGUACUUAUUUAUUGCAGGGAAACGAUCUUGUAUAUAGCCAUGCCCUACGUUUUCCCUUAUCAAAAUUUUCUUCAGUGCAAUAAUUUACGGUCAAGAAAUUUAACGUUCAAAUGAGAAACGCAAACUAUGUGUCGCGAGUUAAGCGAAGCUGCAUGUGUAGUGAACAACCGCCGUAGUGUAGUUUAAUCUCCACUUUUAGAUCCAUCCAGAAUAACAGGACGUGACACAACAAACCACUUCUCUCUAUCUUCUUCUAGCCCUCAGAUCCGAUUCCAAAACAAACUUCUUUUUUAUAUUCGUGCUUCGAAAUUCACUGUUUUCAUUUGUUCCCCUUGAAAUGAUGUGAGCGAUAUUUGAAACACAAAGCCAAAAUACUGUAACAUAAAGCAGGAGCAUUUCGAUUCCAAUUUUAUCGUACAUUCAAACACAUCCACACACAAGCUCAUUGUCUAGAAAAUAGAUCUGUAAUGUUUGUUUCCAAUCAUCCUACUAUCAAAGAUACCUUUUAGCCCGCCUGACAAAUUCACCCGACUCAGUAUGAAACGGAUGCUCCUUAAUGUUUAAAAGGCAAACUGGAAGGAAUAGAUUGAAAAUACGUAAUUAGACGAGAUUAAGAGUAAUUAAAAACAAACACACACACAAAUGGAAAAAAAUGUAUACGUAACUAGAUGGUAAGCUAAAGUAUAUUUAAUAAAAAUUUAAACAAUGAAGAAGCAAACUAAAAGCAGAAUGUGGAAUAGUUACAAAAAAUCGAAAAAGAAAAAAAAAUAAUUUAAAAAUAAUGGAAUGAUACGUAAGUAAAUAAGAUUUUUAUAGUUGAUAAGUAACUUAAUUGGAAUGAAACAUUAAAGCAAAUCACACCCACACAUACACAGAGACAGACACACACACACCAACCAGACACACAGAAAACAAAGUAAUAUAUUCCAGAGAGUAGACGAGGAAAAACAGGAGGGCUGUCAAUAUUUGACGACAACAGAUAAGCAAGAAGGCAGUUCCUAUAUGUGAAAAAAAAAACCGAGGGAAAAUCAAUCCUGUGCGAUUGAGCGCGCGGAAAUUCAUUGAUGAUGAAAAAAGAGUCCCUAUGACAAAAUAAAUGACUAUGAAAAUUUAA